Molecule: messenger RNA, 3793 nt
Organism: Ornithodoros turicata
Lineage: Eukaryota; Metazoa; Arthropoda; Arachnida; Ixodida; Argasidae
Product: leucine zipper transcription factor-like protein 1
Exons: 10
Coding region: 132-1037 (301 amino acids)
Biological process (GO): negative regulation of protein localization to cilium
Cellular component (GO): cytoplasm
Source: RefSeq, a predicted model, not a curated record
UCGACGACGUCGUUGGUUUCGUUUACAGUGUUCUAGAAGGGAAGUUUCGUUUAUGUAGUGCACGAUUGUGCACGCUUCCCAUGACGAAUAGCUGACGUAUUUAUUCCUUAGUCCUUGUGUGGACGCCUGACAUGGCUUCCCAUUUGGAAAUCAGUGAAGAGCACCAAGAUGUGGCACUUAGCUAUCUGAAGUUUGCAAAGUUCCAGAGGUCACAGCGUCUCAAGGUGGUGGCCAGGUGCUUUGACGAUCUUAAGGAAUCUAGAUUGAUGGAAGAAACCUAUACUGCUGAUGAAGUUCGUGACAUUUUGAAUGCCUUAUGUUCCGUUCUGACUGCGGAAAUGGAAAGUGAACUCAUUAAUUCCGCGCACACAAACGUCCUCCUGCUGCAGCAGUUAUUUAAACAAGCGGAGCAGUGGCAUUUGAAGUUACAUGUUGACGUGUCGGAACUGGAAGAUGGGAAUGCAAUUGAGCAAGUCCGAUAUUUCGAAGAUAGCAUAUCACCUUCAAAAGGGGAGACAAUCCAAUCAUUUCAGACCAGCAAAUCCAAUAAACUUGAUCCUCUAGAAGACAAUCAAGGCCCAAUUGGGCUGCUGAAAAAGGAAAUAGAGAAACUGAAGUCUGAAAAUGAAGUACUCCGUGCUCGACUGAAAGGUGUGGAAGGACAGGCUUCUCAAAUUUUGAAGCAGAAGUCGGAAAUAUCUGAGAUCCUUUUUGUGAAAGAACGCGAACUAGACGGCAUCAAGAAGAGCCAGGAGGAAGAGAUUGAUGAAUCUCUAGAACUGAUGGAAGACAAGAUGAACAAAGUGAAAGAGGAGAUGGAAGAGAGUCUUCGUAAGAGCAGCGAAACACAGAAGCACUUAGAGAAAGGUUUGACCCUUACGAAGCAGAAACUCCUCGAAGUACAAGCACAGCUGGACCUCGCAGAAAAGGAGCUGGAGAAAAAGUUCAGCCAAACGACUGCAUACAACAACAUGAAAAAAAUGCUGGUUGCCAAAAACGACCAGAUUAAGGAACUAAGAAACGCUCUCGCUGUGUAAGUCUUUUCGUACAAAGAGGGAGAAAAUUGAAGGUACAGUUGCGGCAGGAGCAAUACUGUAGUCGUGCUACGAGUAGAAACGUGAAGUACCCUUCGCGCUCACCACAAAUUUGAAAUUACUGAAAGCUGCGGCACAUUCGUAUGAACACCUACGUCUCCUGGAUCUAGUAAUUCAGAUGAACACAGAAAUAGCAGGAAAAAUGCACAGUUCCAGUGGACCACGGUUAUAAAUUAUUAGAAGUCAAGAGGAACGUACACUUUCAGGGGUGGUAAUUGUUGCGUGUUGGAAUCCAAUGUUUGCUCACAUUCAAUCGUCAGGAGUGGGUAGGAUGCCCUGACCUUAUAUCGCGGUACAAGUGAUGGAUAUUAGGGAGUUUUGGGGAAUCUUGAGCGCCCUCCAAUCGCUUACGACUUAAGGAUUGUUUAUACUCCGGCGUCAAGUCGACGAGCGAGAGCGUGCAAUGAGGUUGACUGCCGUCGAAGCGUUUAUACUCGGGCGGUAGACGAAGACGAAGCGUCCGAUUGCGCGCGAUUGCGUGGGGCGACGCUGUCUGCCGUUGGAGUAUAAGCAGCCCUUUACGCCUUACGACUCCCUGUGUACACCAAGUAAUCCUAUCAUUUGCUUUGGAGACAUCUGUUGUGGUGGCGCAUAUAGUGUUACCCCAUUUCGAGGGAGACCUACGAGGACGUCUGUUAUGUCUUUUGUGAGAAGGUAAUUUUAUGUCCCUGUAGAGGAGAUGUCGUCCAUCUACAUGAGUGCUGAUCGGCAAUGAUAGAAUGUGCUGUGGAGCUUCCCAUCCGUGGCUUCACUCCAGUGACUGGUGGGAGAUAUAUUUAUUAGAAGACAGAAGAAAAGAAAAAAAAAAGAAGGAAAGGUCUAUGCUUGGCUUGUGCCAUGGUGCAUCGGGUCGUCGUCGUCGUGCACGGGUCGCUACAUCACUCCACCCUCGGACGCGGAGCGGUGCUUGCGGUUUGGUACGCGUCGAUACCACGACGUGGAGAAUGAGGACGACAGAAAGACAAGGGACGACAGGGCAUAUGGUUUGUGGUAAUGUUAGUGGGUAGGGCAGAGCUGCAUGGUGGCAUGGGCAAAUGCCAUGUAAGCCUCGCGGGUUCCAGUACAGGGAUGAACCGGCGUGGGCUCCAGGGGUAGAGGGCGGGAGCAUCGCGAACGGUACAUGAGCGGUCAGCUCCAAAAGUUGUCGCAAAGGAGGUGCGGGGGAGCAUCAUCGCGAAGCAGGCGGAGGCCGGGAACGAAGCUCACGUGGUCUCCCUGUGAUCCUUCGGUAAAACAGAGAUGCUGGUUCCCCUUGUCUGCCAGCGGGGCUGCCGAAGAUGAGGACCAAUGGGGAAAGUCAGAUGGGAAGGUUUCACGGGCUGGGUUCCUUGACCGCUUGCGUUGGAGAUGCGUGUGGUACGGUCGACGCGGCGUACCGCAACCGGUACUGAAGCGCGUGGCUCAGAAAGGUGCCGUUGGUGGAUGCUCGGAUGCCUGGGAACGCCCAUGAUGGCGUCGUAUGUGGUCUUUCAAAUUUGGGAUGGUGAAGGGCCGAAUCCUCUAUCAUAACUGCGGUAUUCAUUCUCUGGGUCACCAAAUGUAGAUAUGAUGUCGUCCCACUACGCGAGUCCGGCAAUGAUGGAAUGUCUCGGAGGGCCGAACGUGCUGGGGAGCUCCUCAGCCCGUGGAGUCAUUCCAGGACGUUGCCAGUAGCCCGCAAAGGCCGUAGGGAGUGCAGAACGAGCUGCGGAGCUCGGAAGUAUUCGAUAUUUUGAUAUCGCUAACACAUAGAGAACAUGACAUUUCGAGUCACCAAUAUCAGUUGGUUAUCUAGCUGUUACGACAAAAAGCAGAUUUUACAUGGUAGUUUUCUGCUGAACAAAAGCCCCCCGUACAUGAGAGCGCUGCCUUUUCAGAGUCCAUGGGUUCCCAGUAGCUUCACUGGUCCAUCCCUCAGAAUGAGUGCACGCACCCUCGUCCGUCCCGUCGGUACCGCACCGGAGGAAAUGACUGCGAGCACGUGCUCAGGGGACGCUUGCCCACGACCGUUAAACUGCACAUAAAUCGCUUCUACUCCAAACCAGAGCAUUGCUUUCGAGUAUCAGCGUUAUGAAAGCGUCACUGAAAGACAGGCAAAAGCAAUUCUCCCAAAACUUUUCUUUCACCCCAAAAGAAACAAAAUGGUAUCAACGUGUUUUGCUUUGGCACCUUUUGGGUAGAAUUCGAGCAGCUUUCAUUAUUUACCGCUGUUUUCGUUCCUCUUCUAGAGGACCUUUCCAGUCGCCCAUAUUUUCAAUUUAACCGAGAUGCUGCUCGCGAUGUCUCCGUAGGCACCGUCCGAUGGAGGGUAAUCGAUGUAAAAAUGGAUCACGAUACGAGGUUCAGUCAUACUGCCCACCCCUGCCUGUCUGACUUGAUGAAGCUAUUCUUGAUGUUGGUAUCUUUAUUGUUAGUCCAAUUGUACCUGAUGAAUCUAUAGCUACAUGUUAAACACAACUGUUUUUGUCACUGUUAUUUACACUGUUCUCUGUGUGUGACAUCUUUUGUGUGAAUUUCCUAAUAGUCACACCCCACAACAAAAAAAAAGUCUUACGAUACGAUGUACCUGUUUAAUAAAUUCCACACAGCACGUGAUCAGAAUUUUGUUUUAAAACGUACGUUUUAUUAAAACAUUUCUUAUAAAACGUUGUCAGGUCUAUGCGAGGGACGGAACUAUAUGAAUGCCAUCUGUACACGGUCCAUUAUAUUAAAAAUUGACG